Messenger RNA from Nymphaea colorata (pocket water lily), 1032 nucleotides. Its product is annotated as L-type lectin-domain containing receptor kinase SIT2. Gene Ontology annotation, biological process: protein phosphorylation. The transcript is spliced from 2 exons. Gene Ontology annotation, cellular component: plasma membrane. The record is from RefSeq and is a predicted model, not a curated record. Gene Ontology annotation, molecular function: ATP binding; protein kinase activity. NCBI's taxonomy places the organism in Eukaryota, Viridiplantae, Streptophyta, Magnoliopsida, Nymphaeales, Nymphaeaceae. Bases 1 to 1032 code for a protein of 343 amino acids.
AUGGAAAAGCACCAGAAUUGGACCUCUCACGCCUUCCUUCUAUUCCUCGGGAUCAUACUCCACUAUAGGAAGAGGAAACUCACGUAUGAGAAGAUAGAAGGAUGCGAGAUGGACUACCCACAUAGGCUCCCCUACAAGAAAAUCUACAGGGCAACUAAAGGUUUCAAGGAAGAGUUGGGGAAAGGAGGCUUUGGCAGUGUCUACAAAGGUGUGCUGCCCAGAAGCAAAAUCGAGGUUGCAGUGAAGAGAGUCUCACAUGGUUCAAAGCAGGGGAUGAGGGAAUUUGUGGCAGAACUGUCAAGCUUGGGGAGGAUGAGGCACAGAAACCUGGUCCAAUUGCAUGGUUGGUGUAGACGAGGCGAAGACCUACUCCUGGUUUAUGAGUUCAUGCAGAACGGGAGUCUAGACAGUCAUCUUUUUGGCACGAAAGAGAGCAGGUUGAGUUGGGAACAGAGGUUCAAGAUUCUAAAGGGAAUUGCUUUCGGCUUGCUGUAUCUUCACGAAGAGUGGGAGCAAGUCGUCGUGCAUAGAGAUGUUAAAGCAAGUAACGUUUUGUUGGAUGGUGCCUUGCUCCAAGAGGUGGCCUGUGGAAGGAGGCCGAUUGAGCCCGAAAGGCCCUCUGAGGAGCUGAUUCUGGUGGAGUUGGUCCACUCUAUGUGGAAAGGUGGACGAAUACUGGAUGCCAUGGAUAAAAGGCUCGGAACGAGCUUUGUCGUCGAGGAAGCAGAGCUUGUGCUGAAGCUUGGCCUGCUCUGUUCACAGAGUGCACCUGAAUCAAGGCCAAACAUGCGGCAGUUGACUCAGUUUCUUAAUGGGGAUGUGCCGCUACAAGAUCUAAAACGCCAGAAUCUGGGUAUCCACGAUCAAGGCAUGAACCAACUAAUUCUGCAGUAUCCAUCUUCGGAUCAGGGAUCGUCAACUUCGGCAAGCUCAGUCUCAUACGAGAAGGCAUCGUCAACCUCAGGAAACUCGGACCCAUACAGGAAGGUAUCAUCUGCUCCGGGAAGGGUUACUCUGGCUUGUGACGUAUGA